AUGGACUCGGCUGGAACGUUAGGUCUGCGAAUCCUUCAAUGCUGCGACAGCUGUGAGAUCGUUGGCGCGAUCAACGGAAAGAAGCGCUUCAAGGGUGCACAUUGGCAUUGUUACCGCUGCAGGAAUGGCUUCAACAGACGCGAUGAGGCUAUUAAGCACUACCGCACUCACUUUCGCAACCCUCAGACGACAUUCCAAAUACAAAUCACUCAGGAAGUCAACCAGAUGUUUCACUUGCCAGAGCAGGAUUCGGCACCCAAUCACAUUCCCGGCGAAAUGGCGGACAUUUCUAUCAUGCACAUGUACCCAGCCCAUCAGAACGUAGCAGAAACUGGGACGACAAGUGCACAGUCACACACAAGUAAGUAUCCCCCAGAGUAUGGAUUACUCUGAGGUGUAUUUUUGUGAAAUGUGCAGGGAUGAAUGAGCGUGGCAGUGAUAAUAGAUAGAGGCUUUGCAUUUUCAUCCGUGUACUGUAUGAGUUACAAAGUUACAUUAGACAAUACUAGUAGUGCGCCCACAGCUUAUUGUAGUCAAAGAAAAUAUUCGAGAUGAAAGAACCAUAAAAAAAACUUCUUGACUCACGAUAA
Molecule: messenger RNA, 590 nt
Organism: Priapulus caudatus
Lineage: Eukaryota; Metazoa; Priapulida; Priapulimorpha; Priapulimorphida; Priapulidae
Exons: 3
Coding region: 1-393 (130 amino acids)
Source: RefSeq, a predicted model, not a curated record